Molecule: messenger RNA, 870 nt
Organism: Octodon degus (degu)
Lineage: Eukaryota; Metazoa; Chordata; Mammalia; Rodentia; Octodontidae
Gene: Mpc2
Product: mitochondrial pyruvate carrier 2
Exons: 5
Coding region: 209-592 (127 amino acids)
Biological process (GO): pyruvate import into mitochondria
Cellular component (GO): mitochondrial inner membrane
Molecular function (GO): pyruvate transmembrane transporter activity
Source: RefSeq, a predicted model, not a curated record
UAAGCCUCCGCCCCGUCAGCCGUGGCUGGCGCGGCCCGGAGGUGGAGCGCUGGGACCCGGCAGAGCCAAGGGAAGGGCGCCCCAGGGGAGAGGCGGGCGCGAGGCGCGGUGCCGGGCACAGUGACGAAGAGCUGCCCUUCGCUGCCAGCCGGGUACGAGGACACCGCGAAGCCGUCACCCCGCCGCCCACCACCAGCACGCUCCCGAGAUGUCAGCCGCCGGCGCCAGGGGCCUGCGGGCCUUGCACCACCGGCUCCUCGACAGAGUGGAGCUGAUGCUGCCGGAGAAACUGAGGCCGCUGUACAACCACCCGGCAGGUCCUAGAACAGUAUUUUUCUGGGCUCCAAUUAUGAAAUGGGGCUUGGUGUGCGCUGGCUUGGCAGACAUGGCCAGACCUGCGGAGAAGCUCAGCACUGCUCAGUCCACGGUUCUGAUGGCUACAGGAUUUAUUUGGUCAAGAUACUCACUGGUAAUUAUACCAAAAAAUUGGAGUUUGUUUGCUGUGAACUUCUUUGUGGGGGCAGCAGGGGCCUCUCAGCUCUUACGUAUUUGGAGAUAUCACCAAGAACUAAAAGCUAAAGCAAUCAAUUGAGAGUUCCAGAUCACCUGAACAAUCUAAGCGUGGACAUAACCACCAGGACCUGGUUCAUUACUUGAUUACUCAUAAGGCCAUUCUAACUGGGCUAAUGUUCCGAAAGCACACACAAAAAAAGUCUAGCUGUAAUUGGUAACUAGUGCUUGGUUCCACAAAAAAAUAAAACAAACUUUUAAUAAGUCUCUCUUUACAUAUGACUUAAGGCACUUAUCUAUGAAUAUUAGUGACGUAUUUUUCUACCAUUCAUCUGUAAUAAAUCACCCUUGUCAUACGUA